This is a messenger RNA of Necator americanus (New World hookworm), 243 nucleotides long. RefSeq lists its product as uncharacterized. The coding region runs from base 1 to 243 and encodes 80 amino acids. The record is from RefSeq and is a predicted model, not a curated record. Lineage: Eukaryota; Metazoa; Nematoda; Chromadorea; Rhabditida; Ancylostomatidae. The transcript is spliced from 2 exons.
AUGCUAAUUUUUCCCGUCGAAGACCUUUUCUAUAUAUCAGAUUUUCAGAUUUUAAUUAAAACGGAAUGUCAAGCUGAGAAAAAUGAGGAUUUUCGACACCUCCUUUUUGCUUUUAAUCAAAGUUCUAUAAGCUAUAAAACCAUGUUGUGUAUGGAUGGCGUAGGCCGCUCAUUAAAAAAAAACACCAUAAAUAAGCUGCGAAGUGAACAUGACAACAUAGGGAAGUCAUCGAGUGUGGAAUGA